Molecule: messenger RNA, 2282 nt
Organism: Teleopsis dalmanni
Lineage: Eukaryota; Metazoa; Arthropoda; Insecta; Diptera; Diopsidae
Product: protein spartin
Exons: 5
Coding region: 516-2204 (562 amino acids)
Biological process (GO): cell division; negative regulation of BMP signaling pathway
Cellular component (GO): plasma membrane
Source: RefSeq, a predicted model, not a curated record
AAAACAGUUGCAAAAGAUUAGAAUGUUUAUGUUUUUAAAUAAAUUAGUAUAAGUAUUUAAAAAUAAAAGAAUAUAAAAUUAAUAACAAUAAUUGUGUUGAAAGUGGUUAAAGUGCAACGUUGAAUAUUAAUGUUAAUAAAGUACAAAUUCUUUACUGAAUUGUGAAAUACUAUUCCUCAGGAUUUAUUUAAAAUUUUUAUUUGUCGUUAUUGAAUAUAUAAUACAAGAAAAUAACGUCACUAUACAAACUUGGACGGCUGCCAUACAUUCCCGGGAAAAUUCUGUACCUGCGAGGGUCAAAAUCCAAAAACAACUGAUAAAUUAGAUUAUUCUUAUAAUCUCAAAAGUACUCGCCGAGUACAUUGAGAUAAAAAAACUCAUGCAGAAAAAUAAAAUAUUCAUUUAAAAGAUUGUAAAUUCGGUCAGUUUAUAUAUCAACUUCGAGGCAUUGACUUCAUUUGUAGACAAUUUUAUUGUAUCCUACUAAUUAUUAUUAGAAAACACCCUUAUUCAACAUGAACACAGAAACUGAAUUUCUUGAUUCCUAUAAAAAAAUAAAGACAUCCUAUAAAAAUGUUAUGGCACAAAUUGACAUCGCUAUUGAUCACGAAGAACACGAACGCCUACAGGAAGCAAUAAAUGCAUAUGAAUGCUGCAUACAAUCUAUUGAGGAAAUUUUUUCAAUACCAGUUGGUAUACCAGAAGACAUUGAUCCGGUCGAGACACAAUGGAAUGAUGCAUGUGCCAUAAUACAAAAGCUUAAAGGUGCCAAAACAGAAAUGAUAUAUCGGCAAAGGGUAUUGAGGAAUAAGAUUUCUCCUAUUGAUGUUAAUGCUGUAGAAGCAGCAUUAGAAGAAAAGGAUGUGACAGAUGAAAAUGAUGUGGCAGAACCUGCAGCUAAAAAGAAAUCAGUUUUAUUAGAUAACCCGCCCACACAUUUUGAUAUCAAUACUGCUAGCGGUGAGCGUAAAACCUAUAGAGAUAUAAUAAAUGGUUUACGGGAAGUUAUUGCAACGGAAAAUAGUGGUGUCCAGUUUGAUACAUUAUUUCAAUGUCAAAUUAAAUUGUAUAAAAUAGAGCCCGAUGGGGUCGUUACAUCGGUAGCGGGUAAUAUACCAAUGUCCUUGGUCAUGUGCACCAUUGGAGGCAAAUGGAAAUAUUUGAAUAACAUUUUUUUCAUUCAAUGUCCAUUAAAUACAACGGACACUGCAAGUUCAACAAAUAACAACAUGAUUUGGUUAUAUCCACUAAUACCAACCGUGACGAAUUGUUAUCGCACAGAUUAUGGUGCAUUUAUUUUUCCAGAUCUUGAAUUAAAUAUACCAGGAAGCGCAUUUGGCAUAAUAAUUAUAGAAGAAACAGUAACAGUAGAUAGUGAUGAGGAAUUAUCCGAUUUACAACAAUUUUUCUUGGAUUUAUUGGAAGCCAUACUUGCUGGCACUGUUGAAAAAUUACAGCAACCAAGUAGUUCACGAGUACCACGUGACACGAGCCAACAAGUGUCAAUGCAAAUUGUUAAUGCCGCGAAUUUUGUUGCCAAAUAUCUUAUAAAGGGUGCAGAGAAAACUGGCGAUAUAAUGGAAAAGACUACACCAUUUAUAAUAUCAAAAAUGAAUCCUGCACCACCAGAUACACCACCUGUUUCGUCAACUGUACAAACAUCAGUAGAAGUUGCAAAGAACGUUACCAGCGUGGCAGCUACCGCUACUAGUUGGGUGGCUGGUAAAGUUGGAUCCGCUUCUUUGGCUUUGGGCAGAUAUUUAGCACCACAUGUACAAACACAGGGUAAGAAGCUAUUACAGAAAGGUUUUGGUUGUGAUUCCGCUGAAGCAAAUAAUAAAAUGGAAGGUGCAUUGGUUAUUGCAGCUGGUGCUGUUGAAGGAUUUAGUACAAUAUUCAAUGGUCUAGAAGAGUCUGCAAGAAUAUUAGGUGGUAACAUAAGUAACAAUUCCGUAAAAAUUAUAGAGCAUAAGUAUGGGCAAUCAGCUGGUAAUGUAGCUGCUGGCACAUUUGAUACAAUUGGGAACGCUUUCAAUGUUAGCCGGAACGUUAACUAUGUGACACCAAACGGUAUUGUUAAAAAAAUGGCAAAAAAUACGGGAGCUGCUGUCGUUAUAGAUUUGGGCAAGAAUGUUCAACAGGAAUCUCAAUAUGUACCCGCAGGUUCACUCUAUCCGGAUUUACGCAGCAUAAAAGAAAAAUAAUACCAAAGAUAUUAUAGUUCAUUCCACUUAACACCGAUUUUAAUAUAAAUACUAUGAAUCUCUAGACAUAUUUAUAUU